UGCGUAUGAGGUGGGAAACAGCGCUUGGGAUAGGGCUUGGGGCAGUGGGAGCUAUUGUGGUGGUGGCUAUUGUUUGCAUCAUCUAUCAUCGCAGGAACAAAAAAUACAAUGCGACAUCGUCUUGGAUAUCUCAAUACACUUCUCAUACAUCUUCAAUGAAUGAUAUUGAAAAGGAAGCAAGCUACUAUGGAGUCCAAACUUUCAGCUAUAAUGAACUCCAAAAAGCCACCAACAAUUUUGAUUCCAAGAAAGAAGUAGGAGAUGGAGGAUUUGGCACUGUAUACCAAGGCAAACUUCGAGACGGGCGUGUAGUUGCAGUGAAGCGAUUAUACGAACACAAUUUCAAAAGAGUGGAACAAUUCAUGAACGAAAUAGAGAUCCUCACCCGCCUCCGCCACCCAAACCUCGUCUCUCUCUACGGCUUCACCUCCCGCCACUGCCGCGAGCUCCUCCUCGUCUAUGAAUACAUCCCCAAUGGCACUGUUGCCGAUCACCUCCACGGCGACCGCGCAAAGCCCGGUUCCCUCUCUUGGACUACAAGAAUGAGCAUUGCAUUCGAAACUGCUAGCGCAUUGGCUUACCUCCAUGCUUCUGACGUCAUUCACCGCGAUGUCAAAACUAACAACAUCUUGCUCGACAAUAGUUUUUGCGUUAAAGUUGCUGAUUUUGGGCUUUCUCGUCUUUUCCCAACUGAUGUGACCCAUGUGUCCACGGCCCCACAAGGUACUCCGGGUUAUGUGGAUCCCGAGUACCAUGAAUGCUACCAACUUACUAAUAAGAGUGACGUUUAUAGUUUUGGAGUUGUUUUGAUCGAGCUUAUAUCGUCUAAGCCAGCUGUGGACAUUACACGGCAUCGCCAUGAAAUUAAUUUGUCUAAUAUGGCGAUUAAUAAGAUUCAAAAUCAUGAACUUCAUGAGCUUGUUGACCCGUGUCUUGGGUUUAACUCGGAUUAUAAGGUGACAGAGAUGAUCAAGGUGGUUGCUGAGCUGGCGUUUCAAUGUUUGCAAAAUGAGAGCGAUAUGAGGCCAUCGAUGAAAGAAGUGUUGGAGGUUUUGAAGGAAAUCAGCAGUGUGGGUUAUGAUAGGAAGGUUGCUGACGAGAUGGACAUACCAGCAGAUGAUGUUGUGUUGUUGAAGAGUGAUCCACCAACCCUUUCGCCUAAUUCUUUGAGGCAAAAUUGGGUUAGCAGGGGAAGUACCAUAUCUAAUGCUAGUAGUAGCUAAGUUAAUGUAUCAUUUUAAUGCAGUCAAGAUCCAUUUUAUAGUAAAUUUUGGGUGAUAAUGCCAUCUUAUUUCCAUCAUGAAUAUGAAAGUUACUAUGAAUUAUAUUAAUGCCUUUGUAUAUAGUGAUUAAAUCAUUCAUUGUAUAAGUCGAUUGAAUAUUUUUUUUUAGUUC
Camellia sinensis is the source of this 1395-nucleotide messenger RNA. Lineage: Eukaryota; Viridiplantae; Streptophyta; Magnoliopsida; Ericales; Theaceae. The record is from RefSeq and is a predicted model, not a curated record.